GACGACGAAAGGGACGAGGGUGAAGGGAGGCACACAGGCGAGGAAGAAGCGACGGUCAGAUUAAGGAAAAGCGAUAUCCUGCUUCUUUCUGUAAGCAGCAUCUCAUUUUGCAGGAACUAGAUCAUGCAGCCACCACCCCAAGCAGCCCCGUCGGGACUGGUCGGGCCACCUCCAGUGGGAAAUCCUCGGGGCAUGUUUUGGUCGAACAGCCCAUAUAGAAGACGGGUGUCCAGCAGUGUGCCGGCAGCUCCUGUGACAUGCCCACUGCAGCCGGUGACAGACCCUUUUGCUUUCAGUAGGCAGGUGGCCCAGGACACGUCCCUGGACACUUUGUCCAGAAGCAGCCUGCCUGUCGUGCCAGGCCCAGCACCCCCGGCAUUUUCUCAACACCCAGCUCUGCCUACACCUCACACAGGUACCGGGGAUCCUUCUCAAGGACCAUGUGAGCCUGUGCCGGGCCCUUUCCUGCAGCCCGGAGUGGAUGCCAGCCUGUUCUCCAGCGCAUCGACCCCUUCAGCGCAGCCUGGGCCCGAGGCGAACAGGAGCACAGAGAGGGGGCCCAGCUCAGCACCCAACGUUCCGACCCCACCGAAUCCUCCUCAGUGCAUUCCAGGAGUGGGUCCUGACAGUCCUUAUGGGGCAGCACCAGGGCCUGCCAGACCCCUCAGCAGGCAGAAUCCCCGCGACAGUGCUGGGCCACCAGCAGUAUCCUCUUUCUUCCCUCAGCCGCCUGUGCAAAUGCUGGAUUCGUGGGUGCCAGUCCAGGGGGGUCCACGGCCCUCAGGCCAGCACUGUUCCCCCUGCCCAGAAGGACCUGGCCACAGCGUGGUACCCCGGGCUUCUGGCCUUCCUCAUUUUCCCCCUCAGUCUAGGGCACACCAGAGUCCUGCCCAUGAACAGCAGCACAGCCCCCUCGCUCCUGGACCAGGACCCUUGGCUGGGGAUGAAAGGAAUGAGACAGCCUAUCUGCAGAGUGGAAACCACUCCACCCGUCACUUUGAUCCUGAGAACACGUUCAGGCAGAGCCCCAGAGUGGGCCCAGCCUGGGCGAGCCAGGAGUUUAGGCAGAAUCCGGGAGGCAGUAAAGAGCUCAGGCCAGACCCUGCUCUCGCUAACCCCCUUGCUCAGGGAAAUGGUCCCGACCACCACCUGCACUACCCCCCUGGGGCGGGGGCUGGCUCGGCAGCACUCUCCAUGUUCUUCCAAGGCGGGGAGAUGGAGAAUGAGGAGAACCUUUCAGCCGAGAAAGCAGGCUCUGGGGGGCCGUCUGCUUUUGAUGGCUUCUGCCCUAACCCCGGCCUUAGCCACCGUCCUCCUGCCGCACACAUGGGCACAGGCAGUCCUUCCCAGGCCUUCCUCCAGGGCCCCAGCAGUGAGACCACACAGCCAGGAGGGGACUCGCAGCCCUAUUUUUCUCAGUCUGCGGGCAGCCAGCGCGAUCAACCGACGGCUGGAAGUGCGGCUGCUGGUACGUGGGGUGACCCAGCAGGCCCAGGGACGUGUGGCGCCUUUGGCCCACAGUGUGAGAAUGUCGAGAACCUGGAAUUCAUCCAGAACCAAGAAGUUCUGCCGAGUGAGCCGCUGGGUUUGAGCUCUUCCUCCCAGAGUGACCCGUUCUGGUGUGGAGCCCUUCCCGGGCCGCCUACUCCCAAGAGCGGUGUCACGAGCCAUGUGGGAGGCGGGGGGCCACACCUGGAGGCCCCCAGUGCACCUGUACUCCCUGACAGCGUGUCAUCCAGCUACAGCAGUAAAGAUCACCGGGCCCCUCUGAGUUCGGCCAGACCCCAGGAGUUAGUGGGCACCUUUAUUCAGCAAGAAGUUGUAAAGCUUGAUGAAGAAGCUUCAGGCAGUUUCUUUAAACAAAUAGAUUCUUCCCCUGUGGGAGGAGAGAUGGAUGAGACCCCCAUGAGCCAGAACUACCGCCACAGUCUAUCCCAGCCCUCGACCCCAAGUCCUCCGAAGCCCACAGGGGUAUUUCAGACAAGUGCAAACAGUUCUUUCGAGCCAGUGAAAUCCCACUUCGUUGGGGUGAAGCCAGUUGAGGCAGAUCGUGCCAACAUGGUGGGCGAAGUGCGGGGCAGCCGUGUCCGCCAGAAGAAGCGGAGACCAACAGCCGCCCUACCUGAUGCCUCCCCUGGCAACCUGGAGCAGCCGCCCGACAACAUGGAGACCCUCUUCACUGCCCCGACCUGUCUGCUGCCCCUCAGCACCUCUGUGGAAGCUGGCCACGUCCUUCCACACACUGGGGGGCCACCUUCAGAAACCGGGUUCCCGACACCUGAGAAAAGGUCCUCGGCCAGGGCUCAGGGGGCUGUGAAGUGCGAGAGCCCAGCUACGACCUUGUGGGCACAAAACGAGCUUCCAGAUUUUGGGGGCAAUGUCCUCCUGGCGCCAGCUGCCCCUGCACUCUGUGUCCCCACAAAACCUCAGGCUUCAGAGGUGAUUCAGCCGCCUGACGAGGGUGUCGGCGGGCAGCAGCCAACCAAGCUGUGCUCCCUGUCCCCACUCCAGAACCGAGACGGCAUUGGUGCUUCUGAAAACCUCGAGAACCCUCCCAAGAUGAGCGAGGAGGAGGCCUUCCAACCUCAGGCAGGUUCCGGUUACGCCAGCCUGCUCCCCUCGCCGCCGCCCGACUCUCUGCACAGCCAGCCGGUCCUGAUCGCCCAGCCCGAUCAGAGCUAUAAUUUGGCUCAGCCCGUUCAUUUUUCCGUGUCGUUGUCAAAUCAUAAUGAGAAGAAUCCUCCCCAGAGAGACCCUUUGGUGGGGGAUAGGCCUGCACUGGGCAGCUGGGGUCUCCCUGGUGAGUCUGGAGAAAGUGCUUCCUUGUUGGGGCUCCCACUCAGUGCCCCCGUCAGCCCGCCUCUGCUGAGCAGUCUCGCCCAGGGUGGUUUUCCGCAAGCUUCUGGUCCUGAAACAGUUGUGAAGCAGCCUGCCUCCCUGCUGGCCCAGCCCUCACCUCAGCCGCCUCCAGUGAGCUUGGCUUCAGAAAGCCUCAAGAACUGCACCACGGAGAGCGUGCCUCCUGCGUUCACUCACAGCCCUGCUGGGAGCGCGGGGGUGCUGUUGUUGCCACCCGGGAGCGGCAGUCUGCCACCUAACCGCUCCAGCAGUGGGGAAGAAACUUCUGGAGCCCUAGACUUUACGUUGAACAGGACUUUGGGAAAUCCUGUAAGAAUGUGCAGUCCGUCCCAUUCUGACGGCCCAGCUGCCGCUCAGCAGAGCCUCGCCGGUCAUCCGAGACAGCCUGGGCCUGGAGCACAUGACCCAGACUGUUUCUACCAGCAGGUGACACAAGUGGCCCUGGGCCCGAGUGGCCUUGAGAGAGCCCAGCUGGAGUCAGGGCCUCCGCAGCAGCCCACUCUUGCCCCACAAAUGCCCAAGGCAGCGUUGCCAGAACCUUCCAGCACAGGAAGCCCACCUGCACCAGGCCAGGCCCACAGUUCCGCCCAGCCACCAGCGAGUCCCGCUCCGGCCGACACCGGUCAGCAGGUGCUACCUGGGCCUCCUCGGUCCUCCAGCAUGUCUGUCACCUCAGCCAGCUCGAGCCAGGCAGCUGGGCGGUCAGAGCCGCAGUGGCCACCUCCGCCGCCACCCCCGGACUUGUCAUCCUACUACUAUUACAGGUCCUUCUAUGACUUGUACCCACCUCAGUAUCCCUUGCCGUACCCGCCGGAGCCUGGGACAGCGCCCGUCUAUUACAAGGACACCUAUGGCCUGUACAGGCCCUACGACAGUGCCGCGUCUGCCUACGCCGAAAACUACCGCUUCCCUGAGCCUGAGCGGCCUAGCUCGCGGGCGAGUCACUGCUCGGACCGGCCGGCACCCAGGCAGGGAUACCCUGAUGGAUAUUAUCAUUCCCAAGGCGGAUGGAGCAGUCAGAGUGACUACUACGCAAGUUACUGCUCCAGCCAGUAUGACUACGGAGAUCCUGGCCACUGGGAUCGCUAUCACUACGGUUCUCGAUUCAGGGACGCCCGCUCCUACGACCGGAGGCACUGGUACGAUGCCGAGUACAAUCCGUACCGGAAAGAGACGUAUGCAUACGGGGACAGACCUGAGAGGUACGACGAUCCCUGGAGGUAUGACCCCCGCUUCACGUCCAGCUUUGAGGAGGACCCGGAGCUGCACCGAGACCCGUACGGGGACGAGGGGGACAGGCGCAGCGUCCACAGCGAGCACUCGGCACAGAGCCUGCACAGCGCCCCCAGCCUGCACAGCCGCCGCAGCAGCGUCAGCGCCCACUCACAGCAGAGUCAGAUUUACAGAAAUCACAAUGUGACUGCCGGCUCCUAUGAUGCCACGGCUCUGCCGGGUUCCUUUCACGGUGAUUACGGCUAUGGCACUUACGGCAGUGAUUUCAGCGGUGUGCAGGCCUUUCCUGAGUAUGGCUACCCUGCAGGCACCAGCUGGCCCACCGCGGGGUCAGCUCCAUCAAGACCAAGCUCUCCUGAGAAGUUUUCAGUGCCUCACGUCUGUGCCAGGUUCGGUCCCGGUGGGCAGCUCAUCAAGGUGAUUCCAAACCUGCCUUCGGAGGGACAGCCAGCGCUGGUCGAGGUGCACAGCAUGGAGACGCUGCUGCAGCACAGCCUGGAACAGGAGGAGAUGCGCUCCUUCCCGGGCCCGCUCGGCAAAGAUGACACCCACAAAGUGGACGUUAUUAAUUUUGCACAGAACAAAGCUACAAAGUGUUUGCAGAAUGAAGAUAUAAUUGACAAAGAGUCUGCCAGCCUUCUCUGGAAUUUUAUCAUUCUGUUAUGCAGGCAGAAUGGGACCGUGGUGGGGACUGACAUCGCGGAACUCUUGUUACGUGAUCAUAAAACCGUGUGGCUUCCUGGGAAGUCGCCCAGUGAGGCAAACCUGAUUGAUUUUACCAACGAGGCCGUGGAGCAAGUGGAGGAGGAGGCAUCCGGGGAAGCCCAGCUCUCCUUUCUCAACGACAGCCAGGCGGCCAGCACCAGCGGUCUGGAGAAAGACACCGAGCGCUUCAGGGAGCUGCUGCUCUACGGCCGCAAGAAGGACGCGCUGGAGUCUGCGAUGAAGAGCGGCCUGUGGGGUCACGCUCUGCUGCUGGCCAGUAAGAUGGACAGCCGGACGCACGCCCGAGUCAUGACCAGGUUUGCCAACAGCCUGCCCAUUAAUGACCCCCUGCAGACGGUCUACCAGCUCAUGUCUGGGCGGAUGCCGGCAGCGUCCACGUGUUGUGGAGACGAGAAGUGGGGAGACUGGAGGCCGCACCUUGCGAUGGUUUUGUCCAACUUGAACAACAGCAUGGAGGUGGAGUCCAGGACGAUGACCACAAUGGGGGACACGCUGGCUUCCAAAGGCCUCUUAGAUGCUGCGCACUUCUGCUACCUUAUGGCCCAGGCUGGAUUCGGGGUCUACACAAAGAGAACAACAAAACUCGUGCUGAUUGGCUCGAACCACAGUUUGCCAUUUUUAAAGUUUGCAACCAAUGAAGCUAUUCAGAGAACAGAAGCCUACGAGUACGCCCAGUCCCUUGGGGCCCACACCUGCUCCCUGCCUCAUUUCCAGGUGUUUAAGUUCAUCUACGCCUGCCGGCUGGCUGACAUGGGACUGGCCACACAGGCCUUCCACUACUGUGAGGUCAUCGCCAAGAGCAUCCUGGCGCAGCCCCACGCGCACUCGGCCGUGCUCAUCAGCCAGCUCGUCCAGGUAGCCUCCCGGUUACGACUCUUUGACCCCCAGCUGAAAGAGAAGCCAGAAGAGGAAUCCUCUGCCGAGCCCCCCUGGCUGGUCCGGCUGCAGCGUGUGGAGAAGCAGAUGCAGGAGGGUGCUGGGACCUGGCGGCAGGAUGGAGCCUUCCCCCCACAGUGUCCCAGCACGCCAAGCUCCGAGGUGGAGCAGUACAAUGGCCCAGGCCCCAGGCAGCCAGCAGCUCUCGGCCCCGAGAACCCGCUGCUGCUGCCUCUGCCGAACACUGAACUCUCCAGCCCCAGUGUGCAGCUGCUGCCGUCAGCCAGCCUGGUGCGUGGCUCGGUGCCCCUGGGCAGGCAGCGCCCUUGUCUGCCCGUCACGUUUGAUAACGGGCGCGAGCACCCACCCUGUCCACCCCGAGAGGGCCGGCUCUGCCCUCCCCAAGCCGCCACGCAGCAGCCCGGCCCCGCCAUGGUGCCACUCUUCCCAGUGCUGCCCCCGGCCGAGCCAGGGCCUGUCUGUGCGCCCCCAGGGUCUGCACUUGGCUUCCCAGAGCCCGCACGGCCUGAUCUCACAGCGCCGUACCCAGCGCCAUACCCAGGGCCAGGCGUGCCAGCAGGUGUCCCUGCUGUCCAGCAAGACGAGCCUGGGCAUCAGGACUCAGGCGUCCUGCCUCAGGAGUCCCCUGUGAGGAGCUCCCUCUCGGAGCCGAGAGAGGACGAUUUUGGCGGAAACAUGGCUCAUCUGGAGUACACGGGGCAGUCACAGGACUCGGAGCCCCCCCUGGGGUGGGAGCACACGGACUCUGGUGGGCUGCCGCCUCCCGAGCUGAAGAAGCCUGUGAAAGCCACCCAAGAUGAGGUCAAGGAACCUAAGAAGACCGUCGAGUCCUGGUUCUCUCGUUGGCUGCCUGGGAAGAGGAAGACAGAAGCUUAUCUGCCGGAUGACAAAAACAAGUCGAUUGUUUGGGAUGAAAAGAAGAAUCAGUGGGUGAAUUUAAAUGAACCGGAAGAGGAGAAGAAGGCUCCACCCCCACCUCCAACGGCAUUUCCCAGGGCUGCUCAAAAUGCCCCUCCCGGGCCUGGUGGCACCCCCAGAGCCGCUGUGAACGUGUUUUCUAGAAAAGCAGCCAGAACCAGAGCUCGCUACGUUGAUGUUUUGAACCCAAGCGGGACCACGCGGGGUGAACCCGUCCUUGCUCCCGCAGAGUUCUUUGCUCCACUUGCCCCACUCCCGAUUCCUGCACACUUGUUUGUCCCAAACCCAGCUCCCGAGGAGCCCCCGCCUGCAGGAGUGGGUGACCCAGGAGGGCAGGCGCCAGCCGGGGGGCAGGCCCAGCCUGAGCCCACCUCGGAGACCAAGAUCGUGAGCUCUGCAGCGCGGCCCCCGGGCUCUGAGUUCCCGCCCUGCGGUGCGGACGUGUCCCGGGGAGGAGAGGCACCCAGUGACCAGACCCCUGCAGGGGGCCCUCCAGGGGGAGCUGUGCCCUUCUAUAACCCUGCCCAGUUUGCACAAGUCUCUGCUGCCUCGGGAGGUUCGAGGACGGGGAGGAUGGGCCAGAGGCAACAGCCAGCAUUGAACUAGAAUGUUCUGUUCUGGAUUAGCAUUUGGACCCUGAAAUAUCUUCUCCAUCAAGAACUCGGAGUGACUGCUGCUGACUGUCUUCUGUCCCGAAACGGACAGCCUGUCAUUCUGAACUGCUGCCAGAAUUAAUUCUCGGUUCCUUUCAGAUACUGGAUAAAAAGAGCCAAUCUGUUACUCAGAACCUUUUACCUACAAGAAUGCUUUAAGGAUGUUACCUUCUUAGUCAUUCGAGAAUGGUCAGAGUAUGUAAUCUUAAUCAUCUAAGUGUCACAUUCAUGAAACUGGAAAGGCUGCUGCUACCAGGGAGAAGUGCCUUCGGCCAGCAGGCAGCUCAGAGGCUGGCAAGCUCUGCCCUUGCCAGCCCUGCCCCCUUUCAGGUGUUGGAUCAGAGAGUGAGUGGUGUGGGAGGGCGAGGGCCUUGGUGCCUGGUCUGCCACCACAGGCAGCUCCUGACUCACCAUCUCUGCAGCCGGAAGAACAAUGUGAGGGUGUCACACUCUUGUUCGUUUCAGAGGCUGUGACAUUCUCCACCAGCACCUGAGCGGAGACGGGCACUGACUUGGGUGGUCACAGUCAGCCUCUGAGAGGGCCUUCCUCCCGGCAGCGGCGGCCUUUCCGGCUUCACUUACGCUCCUGCGCCCUGCUAGGGCCACAAGUGAUUUCACACAACCAAAGGGACCAGCUCGGCCCAGCCACACAGUCUGUGCCGCUGCCGACAAAGAGCCACGGCAAAGUUUAUACUCUGAAGGUGACUGGCAGGCUCAGAUUUUGGGGGGUUCUGGCUGAUCCAGAUAAUCCACAUGUGACAUCUGUGACUGCACCACGUCUGCCUUGGGGCGUGUUCUGGUCAGGCUCCAUGGGAGGGCUGCACAGUGGUGCCCUCGACAUCGAGGAGCGGGUACUGGGUUGUGAGCCUGUUGACCUGCUACUCUGAUAUCAUUGAAGGGACUGGUAACAUCUUGAAGAAAGUGGCUCACAACAAUUUCUUGACAGAAGCUCUGGAAUCGAGUAUUUCUGCCCCUGAAUCUUCCCACACUGAGAGCUUAGGUAGCUGAUAGGUGACUGACUCAGCCAUACUCAGCUGCAGUGGAGCGUCCUGUUGGACUCCUCCAGCUUUAAGGCUUCAUCAGCUAUUCUCCAAAGCCUUCACGUUUUUGUCUAAGAGUCCGAAGAAGAGUGGGCUAUUUAUAAAAUGAGUAGGGCGAUCGUUUCUGUAGGCUCUGCUGCGGGAACAGGAACCGUUUGCUGGGUACUUUAGAUUCAAAGAGUAGAAACUGUAAAUGUGGAGUUAGCCCAGGCCCCUCCUGCUGUCCUGGCUCACUGGGAUCACCCAGGAAAGACCACAGAAUGUCUCCACUGUCUCACAGACUCGUGUGACUGGCCCUUUUGUCCCUGUCACCUUCGUUGAGGAGGUCUCGUGUGUGGGCUCUGUGUCCCCUCGUCCCUGCCGAUUGUCCUGUGUAGACUGCCAACCACUUUUGAUUCAAGACACUUCCUCCGAGGCGGGAGCUGCUAUUUUUCCUAAAUGCAAAUUGUUA
Trichechus manatus latirostris (Florida manatee) is the source of this 8777-nucleotide messenger RNA. RefSeq names its product SEC16 homolog A, endoplasmic reticulum export factor (gene SEC16A). Gene Ontology annotation, cellular component: ER to Golgi transport vesicle membrane; endoplasmic reticulum exit site. The coding region runs from base 124 to 7239 and encodes 2371 amino acids. NCBI's taxonomy places the organism in Eukaryota, Metazoa, Chordata, Mammalia, Sirenia, Trichechidae. Gene Ontology annotation, biological process: COPII vesicle coat assembly; Golgi organization; autophagy. The record is from RefSeq and is a predicted model, not a curated record. The transcript is spliced from 31 exons.